AUGAUCCAUAGGAAUGUUAGCCUGUUAGGGCUUAAGCUGGCAGCAAAUGCAUUUAAAGCUCUCGUCAAUCCACAUAGGUGAUUCAAUUUAGGCAGCAAACCUCGAUUGUCAAUCGUAGGUAGGUCAUCCAAACACUAAAGGUAAACCGUUUAAUUUUCCUGUAGGGUUUGUUAUUAUAAAUAUAUUUUUUUCUUACCCGGUUGGAUUCAUAUUUAGCAACAAAUUUUGGAAUUAUUUUUGCUUCUAUAUAAAAAAUAAUAUUUAUAUUCAUAAACUAGGUAGUAAUUAUUUAUUAUAAAGUUUAAAAUCGUUUUAAAAAAAACCAUUGAUGAGUCAAGACCACCAAAAUUUGUUGCAUAUUAGGGGAUCUAAGGAAUUAACAAAAUAAAAUCUUAAGUUAUUUAAAUAUUUUUAAUUUAAUAUUAUAAUAAUAUUUUUUUUUUUUUUUUUUUGUAUUAUAGGAAUAUGGAAGUUGUAAAGGACAAAAUAGUUCAUGACUUACCAAUGAUGGUAUUCACCAUGAGUUUUCUUGAAUUUAGUUUGGAGUUAUGGAUGAUGAUGGUUAAUCGUAGUUGUGAUGAAGUAAGCAUAACAGUUUGUAUGUAUUAUAAUUCAACCUUAAUAAUGAACAUUAGGAGUGCCAAUGUUUAAUAAAUAAAUAUUGGAAUAGUUUAUAUUCUUGUUUUGUUGAUAUUGUUAAAAUUUGCAAAAAUAAAUUCAGAAAUCACUGAAAUUAUUAUGCAUUUGUUGAAGUAUGAGAUUAUUAAUAUAAUAAUAGACUUUUAAUAAAAUUAUACAUACAUAUAUUUUAUACCUAAACCCAGAUACUCCUAUUAUUAAUAUUUUUGGAAGGACCUCAUUAGGAAUUCUAAUAUUGUGUGCGUACUAUUAAAUUUAAAAGACAAUUUGGUCCAAUGAACUUCAUUUAAUUUAAAAACAAAAAAGAGGUUAAUGAACAGUAAUAAUAACUAUUUAACAAAUACAUUUAAAAAAAAAUAAUAAUAAAAAUUGCAUAAAAUAAGACAAUUACUGAGCAAAAUGGUAUUUCUCUCAAUUAUAUUUACUUGGAAUUUGGUAUAUAAUUAUUAAAUACUAUCUUCAUUAUCAAUUUAAAGUAUUUGUUGAUAAACUGGAAUCUGUUUUUGUUCUUGAUAUAAUUAUUUUUGAGCCAAAUAAUUCAUACACAUCUAUCAAUAAUUUCAGUGUCUGGUAAUUCUUUUCCAGUACUUAUUUUAACCAAAAUUCAUUGUAUGUAGAGAUGCUUAGUUUAUAUUGCUUUUAUUACUAUCAUUACUUUUCAUUUUACACAUUAUUCAGACUAAAUAAUACAGAUAGUGUGACGUAUUUAAUAUUUGUAUUCACUUUUUGUUGUCCUAUAUAUGUAUGCCCUAUUUCAGUACCUUAACAACUUUAAGAACAUUCUUGUCAAAUUAUUUUUUUUUUCCUUGUUUACAUGUCAGAUAAAAUUAGUUUACCAUUAUGAUCGUUUUUACAAUGAAAAACUAUAUAACGUAAAUAGUACAUUAUAAUAUUAGUUGAUUUGAUAUAAAACCUAUUAAUAAAUUCAUUCUCUAUUGUAUAUUAGUCACUCUCAAUAACAAAACAAUAUUUUAUACGUCAUAAUACAAUUUGUAUGUUAUCUUGUUAUAAACUAUAAAAAUAAUAGUUAUGAAUGCCGAAAUUUCCACAUUAUAUUCUUUUAUCUACUUUUAUCAUUGUAUAAUUCUAUCAUCCUAUCAUCAUAUAAUUUGAUUAUUAUCAUUAAACAUUAAACACCAUAAUCACAGUAAUGUACUUAUAACAUUUGUUAUGGCAAGUAAAUAUAUAGGUAACCUUAAUACGUAAACAAAUUAAAUUUUUUUUUAAACCUUCUAUUAUGAAAACUAGCGAAAAAGAAAUCUCUUGGUCUCUUCAGAUUCAUUAUGGAGAGUAUUUACUAUAUUUUCUAAAUUUCGCAUUUUAAAUUUACUGUCAACUUAAUUAUAAAAUUACAUUUUAAAAAUGUGCGAAGGAUUUCUGCACUUAUAACAAGGAAUUGAAAAAUUGUUGUUUACCAUUUAUAAUCUAAGUUAGUAACUAAGUGUACAUAGUGUGAAUCUGAUGAUGCAUAAUAUGAGUCGAGAGACCAUUCAUUUUCAAACAAUGCCCAAAUAAGGGCGAGCCAAUAGUCUGUACGAAAACAGAACUAGUUUACAUAUUACAAAAUGGUCAAUUCACCUUUGAUAUAUGUCCAAUAACUGGUCUGGCUCCCUGCGAGGCUACUUUAUGCUGAAUUAUGUAUCAGAUUUAUGUUGUGUAAAUCUGGUUUUACAAUACAGUUUCUUUCUGUGAUUAAAUUGUGGAAAUAAAUUUAAUGUAUAAUCAGUUUUAAAAAUACAAUUUUAAUUUUCUUAUUAAAUUGACUUAUAUUUUUCGUAGAAGUUGUAAAACUAAUUUAAAAUAUUUAAUUUUACAGAGAUAUUAA
Messenger RNA from Cinara cedri, 2464 nucleotides. The record is from the annotation of a GenBank genome assembly. Lineage: Eukaryota; Metazoa; Arthropoda; Insecta; Hemiptera; Aphididae.